This is a messenger RNA of Corapipo altera (White-ruffed manakin), 5435 nucleotides long. RefSeq names its product potassium calcium-activated channel subfamily N member 3 (gene KCNN3). The record is from RefSeq and is a predicted model, not a curated record. Gene Ontology annotation, molecular function: small conductance calcium-activated potassium channel activity; calmodulin binding. Gene Ontology annotation, biological process: potassium ion transmembrane transport. The coding region runs from base 1445 to 2731 and encodes 428 amino acids. The transcript is spliced from 8 exons. Gene Ontology annotation, cellular component: neuronal cell body; neuron projection; plasma membrane. NCBI's taxonomy places the organism in Eukaryota, Metazoa, Chordata, Aves, Passeriformes, Pipridae.
GGUCCCGUGGGUGUGGGGGACCCUGCUGCCUCCCCACAGAGCUGCCUGGUGGGGGGGCUCCUGAGUGCCGUCUGUCCAUGGCUGACAGCAUCAGUGGGUGUGUGGGGGCUGCAGGCAGCAGUUCCACUGCUCUGUCCGAGGCAGUGGGAGGCCUUGGUGCCAAACUGGCAUCCCUGGUUCCCCUGCUAAGGCAGAAGGAUGCUUCACUGCCAGAGCCUUUUCCCGGUGAUUCCCACUCUCCUUUGGCAGGAGCAAGGCCAAACCAUUCUCCCCCACCUGCGCCUGUACCUGUUGAGCCGCGGCCGCCCUUGCAGGCUCCAUGUGCCUGCUUGCCCGGCACCGGGGGGACUGUCCACCCUCACCAAGCUGCCAGCAGCACCGCUGCCAUGCUCACUGGCCCUGGCACACUGGGCUGCUUUGUCAGCUGGGGAAGACCCUGUGAGUCAGCGCUGCCACCAUGCAGCAGCUGUGACCUGCUGCUGCACCCCUGCCCCACUGUGGUGUGAACGCCCCACUUGUGCUGACAAGCGCAGGGUGCAGGGGAGUCCCUGGGCCCUUUUCUCCCCAGGCCUUUGGCCAGAUCUACAGCAAUGGGGCUACUGGGUGUAAAUUCACCCCCAUCAGCCACCGCUGUGAAACCAGAGCUUGCCGGCAGGGACACAACCUGCCGGCAUGGGAGCACCUGUAUAGGGGUCAGGACCAGCUGCUGUUGUGCGGACUGGGAUGUCGGUGCUGCUGGCACUGGCUCAGCUCCAGCUCUGUCCCAUAGCCCCAGCCAUGCUACCACAUGCUCCUAGCCAGAGGGUGCCAGGGCUGAUUUGGGAAGGGAGGACACAGUGGCCAGGGUUUGCCUGGUCCCUGUCUGUCAGUCCAGUGUGGGCAGGACAGGGCCUCUCCUGCCUGUGGGACGGCACUGCUGCUUCCAACCACCUGAACGGCACUGCUGGGGUGAAGCACCUUGCCACCCACGUGGUGCAGUGGGACAUGUGCUGCAGGUGCCAAGGUCUUGCCUCAUUUCAGCCAAGAUCCCAUGUUGCUUGCGGCGAGCAUGGGAUCCCAGAACAGUUCUUUGGACCUGACACUGGCAGGAGGCAUUGGUAAAUGUAAUGGGUAACAUAUGCGAGGUGAGCCAGUGGAUGCCCGUGCAUCAGGCAGGGUUGGUGCCACUGGGAAGGCUCUGGCCAGAGCUGCCUUGCCACAUUUCUGCCCUGGAGUUUGCCUAUUAAUAGCUAGUAUUUGGUCCCAGCACUUCUCUCAGCACCAGCCAUUAUAUCCACACAAUUGUGCGGCUGGAGCCAAGUUGUUAACAAUGCAUCACCGCCUCCGCAGCAAAUAGUACCUUCUCCGCGUGCAAACGCCCCUCAGGGAUGAGGAACACCGGUGAGAAGGAGCCAAGGGAACCUGAAGGCAGGCCAGCACACUGGCGAGCCAAGGAGGGCCUGUCAUGAGUGUGCCAGGUCUCACCAUGGACUCCAUGUUCUCCCUGGCCCUGAAAUGCCUUAUUAGCCUCUCCACCGUGAUCCUGCUGGGCCUCAUCAUUGCCUACCACACACGGGAGGUGCAGCUCUUUGUGAUCGACAAUGGAGCUGACGACUGGCGGAUAGCGAUGACCUAUGAGCGCAUCCUCUACAUCAGCCUGGAGAUGCUGGUUUGUGCCAUACACCCCAUCCCUGGGGAGUACAAAUUUUUCUGGACAGCCCGCCUGGCUUUCUCCUACACACCUUCUCGGGCAGAGGCGGAUGUGGACAUCAUCCUGUCCAUCCCCAUGUUCCUGCGCCUCUACCUGAUCGCUCGAGUGAUGCUGCUGCACAGCAAGCUCUUCACCGACGCAUCCUCACGCAGCAUCGGGGCCCUCAACAAGAUCAACUUCAAUACCCGCUUCGUCAUGAAGACACUCAUGACCAUAUGCCCUGGGACGGUGCUGCUGGUCUUCAGCAUUUCCCUUUGGAUCAUCGCUGCAUGGACAGUCCGUGUGUGCGAGAGGUACCAUGACCAGCAGGAUGUAACCAGCAACUUCCUGGGUGCCAUGUGGCUCAUCUCCAUCACUUUCCUCUCCAUUGGCUAUGGUGACAUGGUCCCACACACCUACUGUGGGAAGGGAGUCUGCCUCCUCACUGGCAUCAUGGGUGCUGGCUGCACGGCACUGGUGGUGGCUGUGGUGGCCAGGAAGCUGGAGCUCACCAAAGCUGAGAAACAUGUCCACAACUUCAUGAUGGACACACAGCUGACGAAGCGGAUCAAGAACGCGGCAGCCAACGUCCUGCGGGAAACGUGGCUCAUCUACAAGCAUACCAAGCUGCUGAAGAAGAUCGACCAUGCCAAAGUCAGGAAGCACCAGAGGAAGUUCCUACAAGCCAUUCACCAGUUGCGGAGUGUGAAGAUGGAGCAGAGGAAGCUGAGUGACCAAGCCAACACCCUUGUCGACCUCUCAAAGAUGCAGAACGUGAUGUAUGACCUCAUCACCGAGCUCAAUGACCGCAGCGAGGACCUGGAGAAGCAGAUCAGUGGCCUGGAAUCCAAGCUGGAGCAGCUCAGUGCCAGCUUCAACUCCCUGCCACUGCUGAUGGCUGACAUGCUGCGGCAGCAGCAGCAGCGCCUGCUCACUGCCGUCCUAGAGGCGCGGGGGGUUGGAGUGCCAGUGGGCACCCCCCAAACGCCUCUCUCUGAGAGCCCCAUUGGGGUUAGCUCCACCUCCUUCCCCACCCCUUACACAAGCUCAAGCAGCUGCUAAAAUGCAGCCCCUUGGCCCCCCGUGGACAGGGGAAGCAAUUUCCAUACAGGUCACGAGGUCUCCGUGAACUUUCUUCUGGUCCUUGAACCGCUGCAGGACCCUUCAGCCGGAACUGGUGGGACCAUCAGUGCCGAGCAACGCUUGGAGCUUUGCCAACGCCUUGGUAUCGGGAAUCGCAUCCCUGUUCAGGUGCCUCUACACGUGGUGAAGGAAAGGGGACAGGAGGUGACGCCUCGGGCCAGCCCAUGCUGUGGCGUCUGGUGGCAGACAGAAAACCCACGCUCAAUCUCAGGUCUUCACAUUUGAAAACAAAACAAAACAUCAAGUCAGAAGCACUGAAGCAACGGAGACACCAGAGGGAGAGUUUUUCUCUGUGGGGCGCUCCCCUCUCACCACCGCCAAGCCCCACCAGGCAGAUGCCAAUGUAGGGAUUCCUUACACAGGCUCUGGCCGAUGCUGCCCAUGCUCCAUCCCAUAUCCUUGCCAGGACCCACAAGAACCCCCCCUCACAUUGCCAGCUGGGUGACAGUUCCUGGCUGUAACCUGCCUGGGGGGUUCUCUGGAGCUCUGAGUGUUUUCUGUCCGGGGAAGAACAAGGGACACUUCUUUCUGGUCCUCAGUGUCAUAUCCUGUCUGGAGACAUGUGCCAGAGCCGGGACAGCAGUGCCUACAGCGUGCAGGGCCGCGCAGGGCUGCCCCUGGCCAACGCACCGGUGGCCAGUGAUGGGGCUGGCGGGCCAGCCCUGGCGCCAGAGAGUCUUCAGGUGCUCACAUCACCGCCUUCUGGGAGUCCCCCAACACUUUGAGAAGGCAGUGGGUUCUUUGAGGCAACCUCAGAAGUACUGGAUGGAACACUCCAUCAGCUCCAACCAUCUCCACUUGUACCAGGAACAUCCACACUCGAGCCCAGCUGGCAGUGUUGAAUACACCAGGGCCAAGCGGGAUCUCACUGGCAAGUGAUGUGGUAGCCAGGGUGGGUGCUUCAUCUGUUUAAAACAAAGCCCAUCGCCUUCAUGCCACUUCUGCUGGGUUUGGUGGGGAGCAGCAGCACCCUCUGGAAUCAUCUCGGCAAUGGCACUGCCACUCAUGCCUGACAAAGUGCAGCCCCUCAGGCUCCAUUUUACUUUUUUGCUGGUGUUCAGCUUUCUGAGGUACCCUGGGCAUCAUUUGGCUGCUUCUGGAACCAGCUACUUUCAGUUCUUCUUUCACCGUUUCCCCCUUUUUCCUCCUCAGUUCUGCUUUCCUGAGUCCAUGCAUGGAGCCGUGCAGGGCUCUGACUCUGGGGCUGGUGUUUGCUGCUUUCCAUGAAAACUCAGCAGAGAAUAUUUAUAUAUUUUUAAACAGAUGAAGGAACCGCGUAAUUACUCUGUGCUAUUAAUUACACCUCACCCAGCAGUGUCAGUAAUUGUAAUCAAAGUCACUGUGUUACACCAGGUAUACUCAGCCUGUAAUGUUAUUCUUUGUAACUUUUUCCCUUCCAUAAAUAACGCUGAAUUUUGUGCACAUGUAGGGGCAGAGGCACACCACCCUCUCACACCACCACCUCCCCACAGCCAAUGCCGAGGAAUUUCUUUGCUGCCGGUGGUGUGAGGUGGUUAUACUCCUUGUGCCCUGCAAUUAGAGUUGCAUAGAAAACAAGCAGUAGUUAGUGAGGAGGGCUGCCAGCCCACUGGCCCCAGGAGGAGGAGGACGAGGAGGAGGAGGAAGGCUGCAAGGCAACAGCAGGAGUUCUGUGACAUUAGCUCCCAGUGCUGCAGAGGUGUUGGUAGCAGGGGAGCAAGUGUGGUCAUCCCCAUCCUUCAUGUGGCCAUCGCUCCUGGUCCUCGGCCAGCAGGAGAUACUUGGCUUCUGAGAACUAACUGCUCUUUCAAGCUCUUGUAAUUAGUGUCAUUGAUCUCCUGGGAUGGCUGGGAGUGCCUUGGCAGCCCCCCAAGGUCUAUUUUUAGCCCAGCUGCUGCUCCCCGUGUGCCUACGGGUGCCCCCCAGUCCACCUUGUCCAGCAGAAGCUCCUGCCCAUCUCUGUUGGGAGGUUUCCAGAGUAACAAUGGAGAAAAGGUUACAAAUUCUGCGAAAGAGCCUGAAACCCAGCAUUUUCCCUGGCCUGCGGGCAGCCAGUGGAGAAAAAUGCUUCCUGGGCCUCAGAUAGAAGCAAACUGCCCAUGGAAUGUAGCUGUGCAUGGGGUGAGGUGCAGAAACGUGUCCUGGAGUGUCAGAGAGCCAGAGGAAGUAUAGAUACUCAAAGAUCGAUGUUGCCAGCAGGAAUCCAGGAACCUCCCUACAGGCUCAUGAUCAAGUCUGGGAAAUCCAACCGAGUGAGACAAGAGGCCUGCUGUCAGCUCACAGGCCUUGAGGUGCUAGAGGGGGGAAGGACCAUGGCGAGAGGGUUGGGAUCACAACCGGAGCAAGAGACCCUUGUCCUGGAGUAGAGCUGCUGCUGUCACAGGAUUUUGACAGAGCUGGGGAGGUGGAUCCCUGCACACCCCAAACCCUGCAUCCCCUGGCCUCAUGUCAGCACAACCUGCAUCCCAAUGACCCUUCUGCCUGGGGCCUGGCAGCCCUGGGUCUGCACCCUAUGCCCUGCAUCUUGCAUCCUACCCACCCCUGCACCCCCAUCCCACACUCACACACCCCCACCCCACCCCUGCAUCCUGCACACAUCUGUAUCCCCAUCCCACGCCUUGCAUCCCACCCACCCCCUGCAUUC